Messenger RNA from Populus nigra (black poplar), 2093 nucleotides. RefSeq lists its product as uncharacterized. Lineage: Eukaryota; Viridiplantae; Streptophyta; Magnoliopsida; Malpighiales; Salicaceae. The record is from RefSeq and is a predicted model, not a curated record. The transcript has 9 exons. Bases 58 to 1845 code for a protein of 595 amino acids. Gene Ontology annotation, molecular function: DNA binding.
ACCGCGGUGGCUUUUUGCUUCUCGAAUAUCGUGCAAGUAUUUGCUUUGUUAUUUUUUAUGUUUGUUUGGAGGUGUCCUUUUGGGUUCUUCGAGAGCGAAAAGAGAGGCAGGGGUAAGUGGCUUAGUGGCGAAGUGCUCCUCAUUCCUCAACCAUUGUGUGAAUACUGUGCAAUGAAGAAGGUAACGAAGGACAAAAAGCAAGAGAUAGUUAAAGAAAGAGACUGUGAAGACUGGUGUUUUGUUUGCAAAGAUGGUGGAGAGUUAAUUCUCUGUGACUUUGAUGAUUGUCUAAAGGUUUACCAUACAGAGUGUGUGAAAAAGGGUGAUUCCUUUCCGGGAACUGGUCAGCAAUGGACUUGUGCUCGGCAUUCUUGUACCAAAUGUCAUAAAGCCACCAAAUUAUAUUGCUACUGCUGUCCUAAAGCUGUAUGCAGUCGCUGCAUCAGUGCUGCUAAGUUUUUAGCUGUUAGAGGGAAUAAAGGAUUGUGUGAAGAAUGUCUAGAGUAUGUACAUUGUGUAGAAGAUAAAGAUGAUGUGGAUGCUGAUGGGGGUGAAAUAGACUUGACAGAUCGAGAUACGUAUGAAUGCCUGUUCCUGGAAUAUUGGGAAAUCAUAAAGGAAGCAGAAGGCUUGACAUGGGAUGAUGUCAAUUUGGCAGAGCUUGGGCUGAGAAAGCAUUCCAAACGCAGCUUCAAGUCAACUAAAAUUGGGAAGAGCAAAAAUGAUGGUGACUUGGUGAUAUAUGAUAGUGAUCUGGAAAUUACUGAAGCCUACAAAACAAGAAGAAAAAGGAAGGGGUCAAAGCCAAUUGAAUUUGAUGGAUGGGGAUCAAAACAGCUUAUUGAGUUCCUCACAUUUCUUGGAAAAGAUACAACAAAAGAGCUAUCACAAUAUGAAGUUAAUACAAUCAUCUGUGCAUACAUUCAAGAAAAGGAACUUCUUGAUCCUUUAAAGAAAAAGAAAGUUAUUUGUGAUGAAAAGCUCUAUUCAAUUUUUAGAAGGAAAUCUAUGUAUAAAAAUGCCAUACUUAAUCUUCUGGAGUACCAUUUUACUGCGAACUUAAUUGAUUCACAUUCAGAGGAUGAUGAAAAUAUAGAUGGAGUCGAAAUAAGUUUUCAAGAAAAAAGUGAAAAAUCCACUAUAACAUUCAAGAAACGGAACUCAAUGGGCUCUCGAACGAAGUCUGAAGAAAUGGAAGCAGUUCCUAGACUCCAUGACAGUGGUUUUGCAGCUAUAGUUACUGAGAAUAUCAAACUUGUCUACUUGAGGAAAAGCUUAGUGGAGGAACUGUCGAAGGAGCCUGAAAGUUUUGAAGGUAAGAUAGUGGGAAGCUUUGUGAAAGUAAAAAAUGACUCCAGAGACCCCAGUGCUAGAAAUUCUUACCAGCUCUCACAAGUUACAGGUAUAAAGCAAUCCUCAGUAAUUGGAGAGAAUAAGAGUGAAAUUCUUUUUAGAGUUUCCAGUAUGCCAAUAGAUGUAUGCUUUUCAAUGCUUUCAGAUUUGGACUUAUCUGAGGAUGAAAUUGAGGAUUUGAGACAAAAUGUGGAGGAAGGGUUACAUCCGAAACCUACUAUUGUGGAGCUUGAACAGAAGGCAAAACAGCUGCAUGUGGAUAUAACAAAACAUUGGAUUGAGAAAGAGCUGGCUAGGUUACAAAAACGCAUUGAUUUAGCGAAUGAGAAGGGAUGGAGAAGAGAGUUGUUUGAAUAUUUAGAUGAACUAGAACUGCUUAAGAAACCGUCUGAGCAGGAACGAUUGUUAGAACAGUCGCCAAAGGUCAUUCAACAGAUGGUCGAGUGCAAAACUUCUCCUCAGAUGUUUCAGAAACGAUACAGACCAAUAUGAUGGAUCAUGCAGGGGUGCGGGCUGGUGUAGGGGUGUAGAAAUCACCCAGCACUUAAACUGGAAAAUACCCAAGCUUGGCCAUAUCUCUGAUGGAUUUUGAGACUGAAACUGCUUUAAGCAACUUGGUCAUCCUUUUUGUUAGCAAACUAUUUGGGAGAAAAUUUUGUUCAAUGUCAGGGAUGGGUGUAUUAUGUCAUAAAUUUGCACUAUAUAUUAUAAUUUACAACAUAUAGUUGCUUAUCAUCCUA